Molecule: messenger RNA, 150 nt
Organism: Lottia gigantea (owl limpet)
Lineage: Eukaryota; Metazoa; Mollusca; Gastropoda; Lottiidae
Exons: 1
Source: RefSeq, a predicted model, not a curated record
CACGUCUAUCCCAAAGGGAAACUGACACAUCUAUCCCAAAGGGAAACUGACACGUCUAUUCAAAGGGAAAACUGUCACAUCUAUCCCAAAGGGAAAACUGACACAUCUAUCCAAGGGAAACUGACACAUCUAUCCCAAAGGGAAAACUGA